AUGAGGUUCCUCCAAGCCUUCCUUGCGCUCCUCCCGUCAGCCAUACUGCAUCCGUCUAACCUGUCCAUCUCUGACAACGUACAGCCCGUCCUCCGUGUAGCAGCUUGUCUUGGGAUAAUAGGAGCAAUUUCUUGGGUUUGCCUUUUUAAAUCGAAGCGUCGCUUUCCUCUCCCACCAUCCCCUCCCACUUGGAGACUUCGUGGGCACUUCCUGCCGCCUCGCGGCUCAUUUCUCACUAUAGCGGGAUGGAUUGACGAAUACGGUCCUCUAAUCACCAUUCGGUCAAGAGUUGAGAACAUCGUUAUUAUCGGUCGUUACAAAGCCGUGGUAGAUAUUAUGGAGACUCAGGGCAAAUUACUAGCUGAUCGUCCUCCCGCUGGUGAAAUUUUUGGCGGCGGGAUCAGCGUUGCCGCCUUUGGGGAAAGGUUUCGUCGCAUGCGUAGAGCACUUCAUACUCAUCUUCAGCCUAAAGCAGCUGAGGCUUAUCAGCCCCUACAGAUGUCACACGCGAAGAAGACUGUCCUCGACAUCCUUGAUGAUCCAUACAACUUCCAGAACCAUGUGAAAACUUAUGCUGCGACGACAAUUAUGAAAAUUGCAUAUGGGAAGAGUGUGCCCACGUCUGCGACUGAUCCUGAAGUCAUUGAGAUUGCCAAACUCGUCAGGAUCGUUGGUGGAAUGCUCCACCCCGGUGCUUACUUGGUAAACUCGAUCCCCUGGCUCAAAUAUCUUCCUUGGUAUGGUCAAGACGUAAAACGGGGUUUUGAGAGGGGUAUGAAACUCAACGUGGGUCAGUUGAACCGCGUGAAAGAGCAGAUGAGCAAUGUGGACAUCGGCCCUUCGUUCGCCAAAUAUAUGCUAGAAAGUACCGAUCGCUUUGGUUUGACAGAGACUGAUGUGGCCGGUCUUGCUGGUGCCUUUUUUGGAGCUGGAUCUACUACGACUUCUGCAGCGAUAUGCACGGUGCUCAUGGCAGCCGCAUGUUUCCCGGAGGAGCAAGCUAUAGUUCAGGCCGAGCUCGACGCGGUCAUCGGAAAGCACCGAGCGCCGACUUUUGCCGACCAAGAAUCCCUUCCUCGCCUGCAAGCCUUCAUUUCUGAGGCUUUGAGAUGGAGACCCCUCACUCCCAACGGAUUGGCUCACCGAACAACCAAAGACGUAAUUUGGGAAAACUAUUGUAUUCCAGCGGGGACUACGGUAUUUGGCAACCAUUGGGCCAUUUCUCGAGAUCCAGAAGUCUACCCUGAGCCUCACGCGUUCAAGCCUCAGCGCUGGAUUGAUGACCAAGGUCGCCUGAGAGACGAUCUUAAAUUCUUCGUCUUCGGGUUUGGUCGGCGUGUAUGCGCCGGUCAACAUGUCGCCAACAGAUCGGUGUUCAUCAACUCGCUCCUUAUUCUUUGGGCCUUCCGGCUUACUCUAGAUCCUACGAAGCCGUUUGAUGAUAUGGGGUUCAUAACCAGGCAAAUAUCAAAACGGCCGUCCGCAAUUGAGUUUGAGACGAGGAUUCCGGACACGGAGAUCAGGCGCAUGAUGCAGAAUUAUCCCGAGGUUGCAUGAAAAACCUCGACAGCCUCUAGGAAGUCGGGGUUGUCUGACUCCACCAGGUUUCUUGUACAUUCACGCAAAAUCGUACGCAAGUCGAGUAGCAU
Suillus paluster is the source of this 1649-nucleotide messenger RNA. RefSeq names its product cytochrome P450. The record is from RefSeq and is a predicted model, not a curated record. Bases 1 to 1557 code for a protein of 518 amino acids. NCBI's taxonomy places the organism in Eukaryota, Fungi, Basidiomycota, Agaricomycetes, Boletales, Suillaceae. The transcript has 13 exons. Gene Ontology annotation, molecular function: monooxygenase activity; oxidoreductase activity, acting on paired donors, with incorporation or reduction of molecular oxygen; iron ion binding.